Molecule: messenger RNA, 3851 nt
Organism: Patiria miniata (bat star)
Lineage: Eukaryota; Metazoa; Echinodermata; Asteroidea; Valvatida; Asterinidae
Gene: pan2
Product: PAN2-PAN3 deadenylation complex catalytic subunit PAN2-like
Exons: 26
Coding region: 124-3624 (1166 amino acids)
Biological process (GO): mRNA processing; nuclear-transcribed mRNA poly(A) tail shortening
Cellular component (GO): PAN complex; P-body
Molecular function (GO): protein binding; poly(A)-specific ribonuclease activity; nucleic acid binding
Source: RefSeq, a predicted model, not a curated record
UUCCGGAUUGACGUAGAGGGCGCAUGUGCCGCUGGAGUAUACAGACGAAAACAAUCUGUCUCGCCGAUUUACACGCUGAGAUUCGAUUGACUUUGUAACCAGGUUUCAUCUCGUUCCUGGACCAUGGAAUUCCAGCCUCAUUCUGGUGAGCAGUACCCAGCCACUGAAUACCUGGAAGGGACCAUUCCUGUGGAGGGGUAUGUGGGAGAGGAUGGCCACGCCCCUAUUGUGGAAGAAUAUGCAGAAGGCCCUCCACUACCCAUACCCGGCUCCUACAGGGAACUGCACAGCCUGAUGGCAGACGGUGGGGACCACUUUGGGGUGUCUGCGGUGGCCUUUGACAGGCAGGAGGAACUGCUCUGGAUGGGAAACCAGGGGGGUCAUGUGACCUCCUACUACGGCACCCAAAUGCAGAAGUACACAUCAUUUCAGAUGCACGCAUCGAGGGAGAUACGACAAAUCACGACGUUUGACGAUGGAGUGUUGGGUCUAACCAGCGACAGCCUUCACUGCCAUGCCAGGCAGGGUCUGCGGGUGUUUGAUUAUCGUGGAGAGUCCUUGCAGGAUAUGCAGUGCAUGCUGAUCUACAACGGUACCCACCUGCUGAUGGGGGGUCAUCAGACCCUCCUGGUGGAGUUUGACCUGAUGGAGGGGCGCGAGGUGGCUACUUUCACCGCCCAGGACCCCGGCGUGGCAAUCAUGAGGCACGGAACCAACUUCAUCUGCUGCGGGGACACCAGUGGAAAGGUUCACCUUCGGGACCUGAGGAACCUGAAGGUGGAGCAUGUCCUGGAUCCACACUCAGGCACGCUCUCUGAUUUUGACGUCCACGGAAACCAACUCGUCACUUGCGGAUACGGCGAAAGGAAUGGAGGCUUAUCACUUGAUCGUUUCCUGAUGGUGUAUGACCUACGCACCAUGCGACCUAUGAACCCACUGCACAUCCCCAUAGAGCCUUGGUACCUGCGCUAUGUACCCACUUACUCCAAUAGGAUUGUGGUGGUCAGUCAGACCGGUGAGUUUCAGCUACUUGACCCCGGUGGUCUGGUGACUCCCGAGGCCAUGCUUCUCUAUCAGGUCAACAUCGCAGGGGACAUGACCCUCGCUGUGGAUGUCUCAAGCAACUACAAGGCCAUCGCUUUUGGGGACUCUGGAGGGUAUGUUCAUCAGUGGACUGAUUCAGAGGAGGUGACCUUCAAUGCUUUUCCAAGAGAGACAGAAUUUGCUCAUCCACCGGAGCAUCAUCCACCACUGUCCAUCAGUAAUGAGUUUGCCUCCUACUCAUGCGUCCCAAUGCCUUACAGUGAGGGGCCACUCCUGUCUGAUUGGCCAGCAGAGUACUGCUAUCCUGUGGUCAGGCAAGCCCCGCCCAUUGACCCUGAGAUCCUGCGCUCCAUGAAGGUGGUGCAAUUCAUCGGGUACGCCCCCAACCCGGGUACCAAGAAGCGCAACCAGGUCAUGUACAAGGAGGUCAAACCAGAGAAGCGCAAAGGCAAGGGAAACGUGCCAGAGUCACCACUCGGAAGAGAUGCCGAUACGCACAUGUACAUGGUUCCCAAGUACUACCGCAAGGUGGAGAUCAAAUACUCUAAACUUGGGGUCGACGACUUUGACUUCCGGCACUACAACCAGACUAACUUUGCCGGUCUGGAACCCCACAUCCCCAAUGCCUACUGCAACUCUAUGCUACAGUUGUUAUAUUUCGUUGAGCCGCUGCGUUGUGUCCUGGAGAGUCACCUGUGCACCAAGGAGUUCUGCUUAGCCUGUGAGAUGGGUCUGCUCUUCUACAUGCUGGACCAAUCCAAGGGACAAACCUGCCAGGCAAGUAACUUCCUGCGAGCAUUCCGUACUAUCCCUGAGGCUUCGGCGCUCGGCCUGUUACUAGGUGAGGCAGAGGAGGCAGCAGGCAAGGCCAACUUCCCCAGGCUCAUUCAGAGCUGGAAUAGAUUCGUGCUUGCUCAGCUCAUACAGGACACAGCAACAGCAGAAUCAGAAACGGAAACAGGAACAGACAGGGUCAAGCAGAUGUUUGAAGCAGACGUCAAGACAGAAGUCAAAUGUAGAUGUGGGAAGGAAACGGAGAGGUCGUCAGUUAGCCUGUUGGUCACCCUCACGUACCCAGAGUUCCUUCCACCAACCCCCACAAGACCUGCCAAAGAAGUGUCGUUUGCAUCCGUCCUGCAGAACAGUAUGCUGCUGGAUCAGACCAUGCAGGCGUGGUGUGAUGACUGCAACAGGUACCAGCCUACGUCUCAAAAGCGGACCUACAAGCGCUUGCCCGAUGUGUUAUCCAUCAACUGCCAUUUGGAGUCCAACUCGGACAUCAUGUUCUGGAAGAUACAGGAACAGUUAGCGCACGCCAGGGAUGCAGAAGCCCAUAAGCAGCAGUUAGAAGCUAACCUGGCCAGUAUCAAGAUGUGCCGAUAUGGCCAAGCAUGCACGAGGCAAGGCUGUAAGUUCAGGCACAUGGACGAGAGAGACGCAUCCAACCCCCUCCUACAGGAAGAGAACAAAGCAUCCUGGCUACCCCUCGGUCUCAGGAUGCGACUGAAUAAAGACGGAACCCUGGAGAUCAAGGAAAUCAGAGAUGAUGAGAAGGUAGACAGUUCUGGCUUUGUUGACUACUACCUACAUGCAUCCAUCGCUCACAUCAAGGAUGUACGGACGGGAGGAAACCUGGUAGCUCACAUACAGGUGGGCAAGACCUACCACAAACGCAAAGAGGGAGUGACGCAUAUGCAGUGGUAUAUCUUCAAUGACUUCAGUAUUGAGUCCAUUGAGAGGCACGAGGUGGUCCAGUUCAACAUGGAAUGGAAGUCACCUUGCGUCCUGUUCUACAUGAGAGAAGACAUCAACGACCACUAUGACAUCACAAUCAAUACCCCUAUAGACCACACCGUCCUGCAGCCGGAGGCGUCCCUGUCGCAGGGCGCCCUCAGUCACAGCACCUUCACUCCGCUGGACGUCGACGAGCUGCCAAAAGAGGGCGACAUUGUGGGCAUCGAUGCUGAGUUUGUCUCGCUCAAUCAGGAGGAGGCUGAGAUUCGUAGCGACGGCACACGAUCCACCAUCAAGCCCAGCCAGAUGUCUGCUGCUAGGAUCAGCGUGAUCCGCGGCCAGGGACCCCUGACUAGCCAGGCCUUCAUUGAUGACUACAUAUCCACACAGGAACAAGUCGUGGAUUACCUGACCAAGUUUUCAGGCAUCAAGCCCGGUGAUCUAGACGCCACUAUCUCCUCCAAGCACCUGACUACGCUCAAGGCCACCUACCUCAAGCUGCGCUACCUGAUUGACUGCAAAGUCAAGUUUGUUGGCCACGGACUGCGCAAGGAUUUCAGGGUCAUCAACCUCCUGGUUCCACACAAGCAGAUCAUAGACACGGCUGCCCUCUUCAACCUCCCCAAGCAGCGGAUAUUGUCCCUACGCUUCCUGGCCUGGUUCUUCCUUGGCAUGAACAUCCAGUCAGAGACCCACGACAGUAUCGAGGAUGCACGGACCGCCUUACAGCUCUACCGCAAAUACUUAGAGCUGACAGAGAAGGACCCAGAUGAUUGGCAGAAGGAGCUGAAACGAGUGUACAGUGAGGGACGCAGCCUGCAGUGGAAGGUACCCGGAACUGCUUGAGAGAGUUGACCAAAAAGAUUCAACUGUAUUCUUACGUCCCUCCAGGAAAGACUUGAAAUUCUGCCAGAAUGUUUGGAGUAUCAGCAAACCUUUUUAAAUCAGAAGGUCCACGGAACUACUUGAGACAGCCAGGCUUAAGUAUGGUAGACAGGUGAUGAGAUUGUGCCUUGGAAUUUGGCACGCAGUCACAGUAUGUCCUAAGAAAGAUAUUUGGCUAUAGAACCAUC